Octopus bimaculoides (California two-spot octopus) is the source of this 2428-nucleotide messenger RNA. RefSeq names its product actin-related protein 8. The record is from RefSeq and is a predicted model, not a curated record. NCBI's taxonomy places the organism in Eukaryota, Metazoa, Mollusca, Cephalopoda, Octopoda, Octopodidae.
GGAAGAGAACAGAACAAGAACAAGUUUGCUCACACAAAAUGCUUACGUCAUCAAAAUAUGAGAAAAAUUUACCACAUUCACCGUUUGUUUUGGUUUGUGAUCCUAUAGUGAACGAUUUCCCACUCAGUUUUAACGAAGUACUGGAUCCCUUCAAUGAUUGUCUGAAUUCUGAUAACAGUUACCCCUGUACUUCUUUUGAACCUUCCAAGCUGACUGACUUCCCUUGUCUUGACUUGUCACCACAGAAACCCACCCUGAAUAAGUUACAGAAAAACUGCAACUUCAAUGAUGAGUGUUGCAGUAACGACUACAUCCCAGAAGGACGAAGAUGCAAAGGCUUAGAUUCCUUGGAAGAUUCUAUCAAACCGGAAUCUUCACAGGAAGCAUCUUCCAAUCCAGCAAGGGAACUGGAUAAAGAUAGCCUCAAGCCAAAACUUGAGCCUCUUCCUAAGUCAGCCAGCAAAAUUGGGGAAAUUUUACAAAAGAGGCCACUGAUGGCUCCUACAGCAGGCAAGAGGUUAUAUCCUCAAUCUCUUCCAUAUCUUGAGCCCAUUCAAGUAAAUCACAUUAUUGUGAUUCACCCUGGAUCACAGAAUCUUCGAAUUGGACGAGCAUCAGAUUCCCUUCCUGUCUCAAUACCACACUGUAUUGCCCGCAGACAUAAGGUUCCUGGUCAGAAAAGAUAUGAAGAUCCGUGGCUAGUUAAGAAAGAGUGUCAGCAUGCUGAAGCCAAACUACAGCAGCGGCGUGGGUUGAAACAAGCAGAGGAAGCAUUACUUAGCUGGCCAAAUAAUCUUGGAGAGUAUCGAUCAGCAACUUCCCAAAAACAGCUUGCAACUUACAACAGCUGUGUUUUAGGCGAAUGGACUGAUACACAUUCUUCAUUGAAUUGGACCAGUACAAUUGAUAAACCUGAGUUCUUGAUUGGGGAAGAAGCUUUAUAUGUUCGAACGACAGAUUGUUAUAAUUUACAUUGGCCAAUCAGAUACAGUCAACUAAACAUACACAAAGGACCAGGUGGAACUUUUUCUUCUGUUCUGGCUGAUCUUGAAACUAUUUGGGCGACAGCUUUAGAAACCAAACUAGGAAUUCCUCGUAAAGACUUAAGUGAUUAUAGAGUUGUAUUACUGAUUCCAGACGUGUAUAUUCAUAAACACGUGAAGGCCUUGAUGAAUAUACUUCUAAACAACCUCGGUUUCUCUGCAGCUAUUAUUCACCAAGAAUCUGUUUGUGCCACUUUUGGUGCUGGUGUAAGUAGUGCCUGUGUGUUGGAUGUUGGAGAUCAGAAGACAAGUGUUUGUUGUGUGGAAGAUGGAUUAUCCCAUAGAAAUACCAGAAUAGUUAUGGACUAUGGAGGCAGUGAUAUUACAAGGUGCUUCCAGUGGUUACUUACAAAAUCUGGAUUCAACCCCCAACACCUGAAAAUAACUGAUAUUGUUGACACAAGGCUCAUACAGGAAUUCAAAGAAACUUAUUGUCACAUGGAUCAGCAACAAGAUGGUGUAUAUGAAUACAACAUACACAUUAAAAAACCACAAAGUUUGAUCAUCAAAUAUAAUUCUGUGAAACUUGGAGAUGAGUGUGUUCUGGCACCAUUGAGUUUGUUUUUUAACGAUAUGUUGGCACUGCAAGGUUCCCAACUUUGUCACACACAGCAAAGGUAUGAAGGAGAUUCAGAUGACCCUCAUGAUGAUUUUUACCUGUUACAGACCCAGAGUCAGCAACAACAAGCUGCUCGUUUGAAUGCAGCUCGGAAGAAGGAGAAUGUUGAAGCAAGUUUAAACCAGCUGGACACCUCGUUUAGUCAGUACGAAGACACUAAUCUGAGCCAUCCACAGCUGGUCGAUGAAGACUCGUAUGAUGGUCCGGACAAUUUCUCUGGAAAUGACACUUAUAAAGGAGAGAGGAAACUAGAUUUGGAAGAGGAGGAACCUCAAGACACUGGACCUUUAUUACAACUUAUGGGCAUUGACCAAGCUAUUUUACACAGCAUUAAUAAACUUAGUAAUGAUGAAAUUAAAAAGAAAAUGUAUAGCUGUAUUCUUGUAAUUGGAGGAGGGUUAAACAUACGUGGUGUCCAAGGCUGGAUUCAACAUCGUUUGUGGUCCCAAAUGCCUGUUCAAUUCAGGUAUACUUUGGAAGGAAUGGAUGUUAUUACUAGAGCUAAGGAUAUGGAACCAAAUUUAAUACCCUGGAAAGGUGCUUCUGUACUCUCCUGUUUAGAUACAACACAGGAACUUUGGAUCCGACAAAAAGAAUGGCAACAAUGGAGUGUACGCAUACUAAGAGAACGGGCACCAUUUAUAUGGUAAAUUUAGUUCUAUUGGAAAGUAAUCUCACUUUAAACCAUAUUGUUAUAAAUUUUUUAUUUUUUUAUAACUAUUUGUAAAAUUUUCUCAUGUCAAAAUAAAAAUUUUAAAAAAACCAA